Prorocentrum cordatum is the source of this 1647-nucleotide messenger RNA. The record is from the annotation of a GenBank genome assembly. Lineage: Eukaryota; Dinophyceae; Prorocentrales; Prorocentraceae.
AUGAAGCCGCCAGCGCGUGUCCACAGGCCGUUCGAGGAGGGCGCCCCGUGCUGCACCGCGCAGCAGCAGCUCCUCGCCCUGGCCCUCUAUCUGGGCGUGUGCGUCCAGCUGGCGCAGCGGGUGUGCAUGCAGCAGGUGCUCCUCGGCAGCGGGGGCGCGGCGGCGGAGUUCGGCUGGAGCAACCAGGAGACUGGUCUCGUGCUGUCCGGCUUCUUCUACGGGUACAGCCUGGGACAGAUCCCGGGGGGCUGGGCGGCGGCGCGCUGGGGCGGCCGCGCGCCGAUGUUCUUGCUGGCCGCGGCGACGGCCUCCAGCGCUCUGGUGCCUCUGCUGGCCGUGCAGGGGGUCGCGGCGGUGGUGGCCCAGCGGGUGGUCUUCGGGCUCCUCCAGAGCCCCAUGUGGCCGUGCACCGUCGGGCUCGUCUCCCGGUGGGCGCGGCCCAGAGAGCGCUCGCGGGCCUUGGCCUGGUGCGGUACCAGCUUCGCGGUGGGCAUGGCGGGGGGGUACCCGCUCACUGGGUGCAUCAUGGAGGCGUGCGGCUGGCGGCGGGUGUUCUUCGUGUACGGGGCGGCUGGCCUGCUGUGGGUCCCCCUGUGGCACAGGUUCGGCUGGUCCACCCCCUCUGGCCACCCCCGCAUCACUGCUGCCGAGCUCAGCUCCAUCCGGCAGGCGCAGGCCGAUGAUGGCACCCCCAUCGGGGCGUCGGCGUUCCCCUCGCGCGUGCCCUGGCGCGCGAUCUUCGCGACGAGGGGUGUGUUGGCAGUGUUCGGCGUCACGGUGACCAACGCGUUCGGGAUGGGCGUAUUCGUCGUGUUCGCGCCCAUGUACAUGCACCAGCAGCUCGGCUUCCACCAGGAGCGUGCAGGGCUCCUACUCUCUCUGCCUGUGCUGGUGUCCAUGGCGGCCUCGCUCGUCGCCGCUCCCAUUGCCGACUCGAUGGUGGCCAGACGCGUUUCCAGGACCCGGGUGCGGAAGGCCUUCGCGCUCGCCUCGUGCUCCGGCACGGCCCUGUGCGCGCUGAUGCUCGCCGCGGAGCCUGGCGUGGCGGUCGCCGUGGCCGCCAUCGUCGGCGCCCAGGCGUCGCACGGCCUGCUGGUCUGCGGCCCCCCCGUGGCGGUCCUGGAGAUGACCCCCGAGUACUCCUCUGUCGUCAUUGGGCUGGACAACUGCCUGUGGGCGCUGUUCACUGGGCUCUCUGGCACCCUAGGGGGGGUCCUGCUCGACUGGGGGGGCUGCCCGAAGGAGGGCGGCGCCAGGCCGGGCCCUUCCCCUACCUCGUGUCUCACGGUGCCGCUGCGGCCGGCGGGGGCGGCCUCGGGGACCAGGGCGCCACCGCGGCUGGCUCGGAGGCUUGCCGCGGCGCGUGGCGGCUGGGCUUCUGCCUGGCGGGCGCGUGCAUCCUCGCCGGCGGCGUGGCCUACGCCCUGCUGGGCAGCGCGGAGAUCUUGCGCCUGGGCGACCGCGACGGCGGUGGCGGCGAGUCGCCACGGGCCAGCGGCCAGGAGGCUCGGCUGGGGCUGCUGCAGUGCCCGGACUCCGAGAGCGACUCGUCCAGCGGCUCGUCCUGCGCCGAGUCGAGUUUUCCGAGCCGCCAGAGGGAGGACUUCGAGAGCGACUCGUCCGGCGGCUGGUCCUGCGCCGAGUCGA